Molecule: messenger RNA, 2773 nt
Organism: Toxorhynchites rutilus septentrionalis
Lineage: Eukaryota; Metazoa; Arthropoda; Insecta; Diptera; Culicidae
Product: tetraspanin-33-like
Exons: 3
Coding region: 414-1250 (278 amino acids)
Biological process (GO): protein localization to plasma membrane; protein maturation
Cellular component (GO): membrane
Source: RefSeq, a predicted model, not a curated record
AUGGGUCAGUCUAAUUGUUGCAAACGUCUGCCCAUUCUGCACUGACUGAGAUUUUUCAUUCAAUUGGACUCAUAGCAGACGGAAAAAGUGACUUGUUCUACGAGUGUUUUGAUGAAUAUCUAGCUCUGUAUCGAUGAUGUCCUCCUGAAUGUUGCAAUAAAUUGAAUGCAGCAUUCUGUACUACUCGGAUAUUCUCAGGGGAUCCAAUAUUCUGGACAUUCUCGUUUUCUAAUGCAGAAUUACUCACGUUUGUUGAAUCGUAAUCAGAAGUGCAUAGCUACGGAGGAGAACAAGUCGGAAGCAAAAACAACUUGAAGGCGAACCAGAUUGGAUGCUCUUUUAGGAAAGAACAAAAAACAACUAGAUCAAAGCGAAGUUCUGCUUAUUUUGUGUGGGCUUUCACUCAGAACAGAAUGCCCCCAUAUCGCUAUCCAACACAUAACUUCACAUAUGUGAGCUCGUGCGUGAAAUAUAUGAUAUUUCUGUUGAACUUCAUAUUUUGGCUAUUCGGUGGCCUGCUAAUAGGAAUUGGAUUCUACGCGUUCGUGGAUAAAUGGCAAGCUACAGGACUAAUAAAGCUGGAAACAUUCUACGACAUUGUACUGAACAUUUCGCUGGUCAUGAUUAUCGCAGGCGGGAUCGUGUUCGUUGUUAGUUUUGCAGGCUGCUUGGGAGCACUUCGCGAAAAUACCUGCCUACUCAAGUUUUAUUCCCUAUGUCUGUUGAUGUUUUUCCUGUGCGAAAUGGCUGUGGCGAUAGUUGGAUUUGUGUUUCCUCACAAGAUGAACAUCGUAUUGGAAGAGUCGUUUACGGAUAAGAUUAUUACCACCUAUCGCGAUGACCCGGAUCUCCAAAAUCUGAUUGAUUUUGCGCAACAGGAAUUCCAUUGCUGUGGACUGAGCAAUGACGGUUAUCUAGAUUGGGGUAAAAAUGAAUACUUCAACUGCUCCUCUCCUAGUGUGGAGAAGUGUGGCGUACCGUAUAGCUGCUGCAUCAACGCAACUGACAUCUCAUCAGGUUUGGUCAACAUAAUGUGCGGUUAUCACAUUCAGCAGCAAUCAGUUGCCGCCGCGAGCAAAAAAAUCUGGACCAGUGGCUGCAUUGAGAUUGUUCGAGUCUGGGCUGAGCGGAAUCUCUAUCUGAUAGCUGGAAUCGCCCUCGGUGUGGCACUGAGCCAAUUGUUUGUGAUUUACCUGGCUAAAACAUUGGAAGGUCAAAUUGAUCUACAAAAAAGUCGUUGGUCGUCGUGAGCUUACGUGGGCUGGGGCGGAGGCAGAGCGGUUUAAGCGUGAAGAUAAAGAUAAUGGACUGACAAAUUAUUAUUCCAAGGAUAAGUGUGUAAUAUAUCAGCAAACGAGUGAUGGCGAGCCCUCAUUAUGUAUUCAACUUUCGAGUAUCUUGACUGAAUCUCCGAUAAGGAAAGAGAAUAGUUCUGCUCUAGAAUCAAAAAAGGAAGGUGUUUUGUAUCGCAACUUUUUCUGUCGAAAUAUAUUCCAACAAUACUCCCCCAAACGUACGUGCCACACGUACUAUUUUAGGACUGCCACUGCGUUCAUCUAUCAGCUCAAAAGGUUAGAAAUAUUUUCAGUUAGUCGCCGCAAUAACAUGGAAACCUUUACAGAUUGAAAAUGGAUGAAAAGCGUAUCGCUCCUACAGAUAUAAAUGCAUGUUUAGGACAGCUUCGAGUUCUGUUCAUUAUACAGUAGAGGACAAUAAAUCGUUAACAUCAAGAAAAUGCAAUAUAGUCCUAUUUUACCUUCGUAUUACUUCAACUCAUAGAUUUUACUAACAAGACAUAAAACAAAAACAAAAAUGAAUUCUAUUCGAAACAUUUUCAACAUCUUUCAUUAUUCAUUAUGGACAACAAUGUUAUACAUGACGAAGAAAAAGGCUCGAUUCAAAUGAAGAAAUCAAAACUAAAACCGGUGUAUAUAAAACAAACAAAUAUCGUAUACAGGUAAUUUGUGUUCUUUAUUUCGCUAAUUUAAUUCUAGAGCAGAAUCUUCAUUAGAGCAAUUAAGGAUAAGUGUUCGCAAUAUUUAGUUAUUUCGAAGACUAUCAUUUUAGCUACCUAGAAAUUUAUCUCACUGAUUGACAUUUUACAUAUAAAUAUAAAAAGUUUGUUUAACGAAUGAUUCUUUUGAUCCAAAGUAUGUUAUAGAGAAAAAAAACUGUUUUCAACAUUUCGAAAUACCAUUUCAAAUUGAGUUAUAUUUCUAAUGAUUUGUAAUCCUACUUAACAAAAAUCUAAGUGGUUGACGAUAUAUAUAUAUAUAUAUAUAUAUAUAUAUAUUCCGAUGCAGAACAUAAAAUUGAUGGCAUAAUACUAAUAUGGAUACUAGAAAUGAAAUGAAUGCUAUCUUCUCGCAUUUUAGAACGACACAAAUCGACUAACCCGAAUAUCAUAAAUAGUUCAUAACUUGUUUUCACCAUUGAAAUGAUUUUCACUUUUCCAUCCAGUGCUUUAACAUAAUAUGCAUCGAUACGAAUACAUUUCCACCAAACGGUGCCACCAUCUCUCAGAAGUUCAUCCGGCAUUGUAUUCUCUCCUUCUCCAUUAGUCAUUCACUCAACAGAGAUCAAUGUGUUUCAUGACUAUAAAGUAUUAUUGUAGAGAAAAUGAAUCGACAGCGGCAUGUUGUUUGCAAGCGAGACAAAGUCAGAGAAAAGUACAUAUGCAACUAGCAAACUUUGCCAUUAUUUGUAAAGCUCAAAUGUAACAGUUAGAAGUUGAAUGAUAUUUGUAAUGGGAAAUAAAACUGCUGGUGUCAUA